Messenger RNA from Musa acuminata AAA Group (dessert banana), 1518 nucleotides. Its product is annotated as 2-alkenal reductase (NADP(+)-dependent). The transcript is spliced from 5 exons. NCBI's taxonomy places the organism in Eukaryota, Viridiplantae, Streptophyta, Magnoliopsida, Zingiberales, Musaceae. The coding region runs from base 237 to 1280 and encodes 347 amino acids. The record is from RefSeq and is a predicted model, not a curated record. Gene Ontology annotation, molecular function: oxidoreductase activity, acting on the CH-CH group of donors, NAD or NADP as acceptor.
ACAGCCAGUUUGUGCUCCAAAUCCCAUCUUACCAACUCUCCUCCCUCCACUGGCUCCGAAUCUGCCACGCUUUUCCUGUUUUCCUGCACAGUAGUUGGUCAUCGACGCAGCAGCCAUGGUUAGGUGGCAACUACCCUCCCCCUCCUCCUCCUCUUAAAGCCCAUACCACCGGCUUUCUCCUCAUCUCUCAUCUCUCGUCUCUCAUCAUCACUCAACACUGCUUCUGAGGUGUGGCCAUGGCGGGUGUGGAGGAGAUGGUGAGGAACAAGCAGGUGGUGCUGAAGCACUUCGUGGUGGGAGAACCCAAGGAGACGGACAUGGAGUUCAGGGUGGGGAAGGCCAGCUUGAGGAUUCCCGAGGGUGUGGAGGGGGCUAUCCUGGUGAAGAACCUUUACCUCUCCUGCGAUCCCUACAUGAGGGGAAGGAUGAGGGAGUACUACGAGUCUUAUAUCCCUCCCUUCCAGCCCGGCUCGGUAAUAGAGGGAUUUGGGGUAGCUAAAGUUGUUGAUUCCACAAACCCAAAGUUUAGCGUCGGUGACUAUAUUGUGGGACUAACUGGCUGGGAAGAGUACAGUGUUAUUGUCAGAACUGAGCAGCUGAGGAAAAUAGAAACUCUUGAUGUCCCUCUUUCCUAUCAUGUGGGACUUCUUGGUAUGCCUGGUUUCACAGCUUAUGUUGGCUUCUACGAGAUCUGUGCUCCAAAGAAAGGCGAUUAUUUCUUUGUAUCUGCUGCAUCUGGAGCAGUCGGCCAACUUGUAGGUCAACUUGCCAAGCUACAUGGAUGUUAUGUUGUUGGGAGUGCUGGAUCGGCAAAAAAGGUUGAUCUUCUGAAGAACAAGCUAGGGUUUGAUGAAGCAUUCAAUUAUAAAGAGGAACCUGACUUGACUGAUGCCUUGAAAAGGUACUUCCCCAAGGGCAUUGAUAUCUACUUUGACAACGUCGGCGGUGCCAUGCUUGAUGCAGCACUUACGAAUAUGAGAGUACAUGGUCGAGUUGCCAUUUGCGGAAUGGUCUCUCAGCAUUCCAUUUCUGACCCCAAGGGGAUCUCAAACCUGUACACUCUUGUGAUGAAGCGCGUAAGGAUGCAGGGUUUCAUCCAGAGUGACUACCUGCACCUGCAUCCUGAAUUCUUGAAAACCAUUGUGAGUUUCUACAAGCAAGGGAAGAUUGUUUACAUAGAGGACAUGAACGAAGGACUCGAGAAUGGCCCUGCUGCAUUUGUUGGAUUGUUCAGUGGCAAAAAUGUGGGCAAGCAGAUCGUACGUGUUGCACAGGAGUAACUCAUACUCGUCAUUUACAUCUCAUCAUUUUUUUUGUUGUGUUCUACUAUGUGUGAGGCUGUUAUGAUCGAGACACUCUUACAGAAUGUUGUGUCCAAAUUCCUCAGUAGAAUGUAAUUUUUGACUAAAUGCUGAAAGAUGUUUUCGGAGAUGCAUAAAUUGAAGUUAUGGAACUGAAGGAACAAUCUGUAAGGAUAUAAGUAUUAAUAUAGUAACUACAAAAUCUUUUUGAUUAAAA